This is a messenger RNA of Theobroma umbraticum, 2676 nucleotides long. It is a transcript of the gene ADC2, whose product is annotated as arginine decarboxylase 2. Lineage: Eukaryota; Viridiplantae; Streptophyta; Magnoliopsida; Malvales; Malvaceae. The record is from RefSeq and is a predicted model, not a curated record. Gene Ontology annotation, molecular function: arginine decarboxylase activity. Gene Ontology annotation, biological process: L-arginine catabolic process; spermidine biosynthetic process.
AUGACGGCAUGUUAUGUAGAGCCCCCUCCCAUUAUGAUCAACAAGAUCAAUCAGAAUCAGGCUAAGUGUAUUGGUUACGUGUUUGAUGCGCGUCAACGAAACGGCCGUCAGCCGGGGCCUCGGCCUCGGCGGGUUUUAAAGCCCCCACCUUUUGAAAACUAUCGAAUCUACCAUAAUUUUCCCUUUUUCUUUUUCAAAUCUUCUUUUAGAUCGUCGCGGAUUUAUCGUAGGGAUGCCGGCUUGGCUUGCUGCGUAGAUGCUGCCGUAGCGCCUCCUGGCUACGCAGCUUUCAUUGCCGGGACAGCUCCCUUCGCGGCGGUCCCUUUUUCUUCUCCACCCACCACCGUCACUGCCCCGCGCCGCCCUAACUCAAACUCAACCCAUUGGUCCCCGCUCACUCCUCAGCUCUCUACCGUAUCGACGGCUGGGGCCCCUUAUUUUUCCGUCAACAACUCCGGCAAUAUCACCGUCCGUCCUUACGGUACGGACACUCUGGUCCACCAAGAAAUCGACUUGUUGAAAGUCGUUAAGAAAGUUUCGGAUCCGAAAUCGGUGGGCGGACUCGGGUUGCAGCUUCCCCUCAUUGUUCGCUUACCCGAUGUGCAAAAUCGGCUCGAGUCGCUUCAAUCGGCUUUUGUGGCCAUCCAAGCCCAGGGCUACGAGUCUCACCAAGGCGUUUAUCCGGUGAAAUGUAACCAAGACAGGUUUGUUGUUGAAGACAUAGUCAGAUUCGGGGCGCCAUUCCGAUUCGUGGAGGCUGGGUCAAAACCCGAACUUCUUCUUGCCAUGAGCUGCCUUUGCAAAGGAGACCCAGAAGCGUUAUUGGUUUGCAAUGGUUUCAAAGAUGCUGAGUACAUUUCCCUUGCUUUGCUAGCAAGGAAACUCUCUUUAAACACUGUUAUUGUUCUUGAACAAGAAGAGGAGGUGAAUAUGGUUAUUGAUAUAAGCAAGAAGCUUUCAGUUCGACCCGUGAUUGGAGUCCGAGCCAAGCUGAGAACCAAACACUCGGGCCAUUUCGGGUCGACUUCAGGUGAGAAAGGGAAGUUCGGGUUAACAACGACCCAGGUUUUGAGGGUUGUUAAAAAGCUCCAAGAUUCAGGGAUGCUUGGUUUGCAAUUGUUGCACUUCCAUAUUGGAUCCCAAAUCCCUUCAACCGCUUUGCUUCAAGAUGGGGUUGGUGAAGCUGCACAGAUCUAUUCUGAAUUAGUCCGUCUUGGUGCCGGCAUGAAGGUUAUUGACAUUGGAGGCGGCCUUGGAAUCGAUUACGACGGGUCCAAAUCCGGUAAUUCGGAUCUCUCUGUUUCUUAUGGUCUACAGGAAUAUGCUUCAGCCGUUGUUAAUGCAAUUCGGUUCGUUUGUGACCGUAAAUCUGUUAAGCAUCCGAUUAUUUGUAGUGAAAGUGGGAGGGCUAUUGUUUCUCAUCAUUCUAUUUUGAUAUUUGAGGCUCUGUCUGCUACUGCUCCUACUACCCCAGCAAUGAACCAUAUUAACAUUCCGUUUAUUAUGGAGGGGCUGUCUGAGGAUGCUCGUGCUGAUUAUUCGAAUUUGCGUGAUGCAGCAAUGAGACAUGAGAAUGAGACCUGUUUGCUUUAUGCUGAUCAGUUGAAGCAAAGAUGUGUCGAACAGUUUAAAGAAGGCACUUUGGGGAUUGAACAACUUGCCGCUGUUGAUGGGUUAUGUGACUUUGUUUCCAACGUGAUUGGUGCAUCUGAGCCUGUUAGGACAUACCAUGUGAAUCUUUCGAUUUUCACUUCGAUCCCUGACUUCUGGAGUAUUGGUCAAAUUUUUCCUAUAGUCCCGAUUCAUCGAUUGGAUGAGAGGCCUGAAGUGAGGGGGACUUUGUCUGAUUUAACUUGUGACAGUGAUGGGAAGAUUGAUAAGUUCAUUGGAGGAGAAACAAGCCUGCCUUUACAUGAGCUGGACGGUAAUGGUGGUGGUAGCAGUGGUGGUGCGAAUGGGCGGUACUAUUUGGGGAUGUUCUUGGGUGGGGCUUACGAGGAGGCCCUCGGUGGAGUCCACAACCUGUUUGGCGGCCCAAGCGUCGUUAGGGUGUUACAGAGUGAUGGUCCACAUAGCUUCGCGGUUACGCGGGCGAUGCCUGGCCCAUCAUGUGGGGAUGUCCUCCGGGUGAUGCAGCACGAGCCCGAGCUCAUGUUCGAGACCCUCAAGCACCGUGCCGAAGAAUUUUUUGGGCAGGACCAUGCUAAUAAUGGCGCCAAUGCUGCUUUUGCUAACAGCCUUGCUCGCUCCUUCCACAACAUGCCUUACCUUGCGAAGGUGUCUUCCUGUUCGUUGACUGCCAUGAAUAACAAUGGUUUUUACUAUUGCAAUGAGGAAGAUUACAAUGCUGCUGUGGAGUCUGGGGCUAGUGAGGACGAGCAGUGGUCCUAUUGCUGCGCCUGAGGCAGCGUUGUACAAUUUGCCUUGUUGCAUGGUUUGUCAGUCCCUGAAUGUCUCGUUGUUUUAAUUUUUACUUUUAUUGUUAAUUUCCAUCUUUUAGUGAGCAAAAAAUGUUAUCAGACAGGGGCUUUUGCAUUUUGUCGGGAAAGAGGGAUGGGAACCGAAUCCACCCUUUUCUGUAAAUUCGGGAUCUUAUUCCCUCUUGUUCAUGUUUCUUUUAAGUAGACUUUCUCAGUUUUAGCUUUUUUGAAUAUUUCAUUUUUGUUCUUAUUCUCA